This is a messenger RNA of Chlamydomonas reinhardtii, 2533 nucleotides long. RefSeq lists its product as uncharacterized. NCBI's taxonomy places the organism in Eukaryota, Viridiplantae, Chlorophyta, Chlorophyceae, Chlamydomonadales, Chlamydomonadaceae. The transcript has 3 exons. Bases 709 to 1134 code for a protein of 141 amino acids. The record is from RefSeq and is a predicted model, not a curated record.
AAUAUGCCGGAUAUAACCCAUCCCCCAAAAUACAGACGUAUGCACUUGAAGUCCCUUAUCACUACAUAGGCCAUGCCCGCAUCCUCGUGUCCACGCGGCCUUCCGACAAGUUCUUCAUCUCCGGAGACGCGCUGACUUCAAAGAGGCGACUGGCCUCUGUACAGAGCAGGUGUUCAUCGUCGGCGGCACAGGCAAUUACGUGAAGGACCUGGGCGAGAAGGGUGAGCUUGGCGGGGACCUGAAAUCUUUGACUGGGAACAGGGCCGUUUGUUUGCGCCUUGGCGCUCCCCGGCAUUCAUGCAGCUGCAGAUCUCGACGCGAGUCUGACAGCACGCUAUGAUAGGUAGAGUUGCCUGCUUGUCGCCUGGCGGCCUUCAGCGCGUUGACAUUGCCGCCUGCCUUGACUUUGCCCUCUGACGCCUCACUGACUUCGCUACUGCUGCCACUGCCGUCUGUGUGAUGCAGGGUUCAUAGACGCCUGCAAGACCACCAGCGCUACCCGGAUCUUCCCCGACACGCAGCAUCACAAUGUGCUCGGCUUGCCCUUCACCGGGAUGAGCAACGUCGCUGGCGUCAAUGGCCCAGACGCGCUGUCACCCUUCGCUAUCGUCACGGACAAGGACAUCGACCGCGCUGACAACGACCCCAACCACAUUUUCGUGCGGCCCGACCAUCCCGGCGUCACCCUUCCACAUCCUCGCACUACCCAUGGCGGUGGCGGCCGACGACACUCCCGCGGCGCGGCGCCUGGCGGUCGGCACGACGCCGGCGCCCAACGGCGCGCUGCACCGGUCCCACACCCCCGCCAGCCCCCUGGCGACCCUGACGACCCCCGGCAUGCUCAGGGUCGGCGCUCGUGGGGCCACGGUGGCCAGGCCGUCGAGACGGAGGUCUGCGGCGGCGCGCAGCAUUCCGGAUGAGCCCCUGGAGACCAUCUUCCAGAAGCUCAUGGUUAUGAAGCACCACGAAGCACUCAGUGAGGACGACAUUGACUAUCUGAGCAUGACCGUGCUCGUGGUCAGCCGCGAGAUCGGCAUCUUCUCCGAUAUGUCCAUGAGCUGGAUGCCGAUUUGCGCCGAGAAGGGGCUGCUGCUGCGCAACAAGGACAGCACUUGCCGACACCACCAACGCUGAGCUGCAGCGCCUCUCACUGAACGGGGCGGUUGAUGCAGCAGGCACCGCCUUCGCGUACAUACUUGCGGGCACAUUCUAGGCCGCAUCUGUCGUAGUGUCAUUGUGCACACAUGCGCUGAUAGAUGUUAAGGGCCACUUCAACAGAAAGGAAGCAUCUUGUUACAUCUUGUUGGGUGCACAGACAGACGCUCAUACGCGCAAAUGAUACACGUUCACAGCAUGUUUUCACACCAGGUGAAUAUAGCCGCGCCUGCAUUCAGUGUGCUGGGCUUUCAUGCGAGGGUUGUUCAUCAUAGGGACAUCUGGACUCAAUCAAGCAACUCUGCUGACGUUCUUCACGUGUUCGUCCAUUGUAAUCGGCCCGCUUCAUCUGCAAUACAUCAGGCCGUCCAUCCGCCAUCAUUCACUGCUUUAGAGGGGCGCGGGAUACACAGCGGGAGUGGUGUCUUGAAGGGCGGCCGAUGGGUGCAGGAGGGAUGGUCUGAGGGGGGGAGGCGAAGUACCCAGAAGGGCGUAGGACACACGUCAGAUGGGUAACACGAGGUGAGUGGGAUGGGCAUGAGAGGGGAGCAUGGAGUGACGGGGGAGGGAUGGGGGAGUGGCGCGUGGAGUGACGGGGGAGGGAUGGGGGAGGGGCGCGUAGAGUGACGGGGGAGGGAUGGGGGAGGGGCGUGUGGAGUGACGGGGGAGGGAUGGGAGAGGGGCGCGUGGAGUGACGGGGGAGGGAUGGGGGAGGGGCGCGUGGAGUGACGGGGGAGGGAUGGGGGGGGGCGCGUGGAGUGACGGGGGAGGGAUGGGAGAGGGGCGCGUGGAGUGACGGGGGAGGGAUGGGGGAGGGGCGCGUGGAGUGACGGGAGAGGGAUGGGGGAGGGGGAUCACUAACUCAGUUAGCGAUUUGACUCGUCCUUACGGCAGAAGGGACCCGGGUACGAAUCCGGAUAAAAGCCCAAUUAUGCAAAAGGCGAAAGAUUGGUGCGAAACCGAUUGGUGAUCCCACGAACGAAAGGUAAUUGCCCUUAGUGGCAAUUGCGGGCUUAUGCCCGCUGCAACCUAGAAAGGUCGUGGUGCAGAAGUCCGAUUUAGUGGCGAGGUCCAAGGUUCAAGACAAGGCUCAAGAUCCAAGGCUCGAGGAGGAGCGCCAUGGCUCCUCGGUUUGCACGAACUGGCAGUGCUCCACUACUAUAACGCGGCGUUUCCCUAGCUCGAUAUGUUAGGUGUGCAGGCUCGGAUGUAGUGGACUUUGAAGAGCGGCCUAGGACUUGGAGGUUGUAGUUUCGGAGGUUGUGACUCUUUCGUGGUGAGGUGUCAGCGUGAGGGGGGCGGGCCCUCUCGCCCUAGUCACCUUGCCCCGUUAAUCCAUGCCAGGCCCUAUGGGCCGGCGUUGUAAUUAUUAUUAUUA